UUGCCCAACUGCUCCAACUGCUCCUGGUACCUUGACCUGGUAGAUUGGUUCAGUUCCUGGAUAAUGUGCUAUUAAUAGCUGUCCUGCAGCAGGUACUUCAUCAGGAAUUACUGGUGCUUCUGAUCUCUUCUGCAAAUCUUGUCCUGGUACUCCUAAUGGCUAAGUUCAAGCUAUCUAUGCUAAUUUUGCAUAAAAUGCUUGUGUUGCUGCAAGUGCAAGUUGUAGUAAUACAAGAACUCCUAAUACAUGGAAUAAUGCAGAUUGCCUUAUUUGUCAUGGAACUAGCGCCAAAUAUGCUAAGGGGGAUGGAUCUGAUUGCUAAGCAACUCCACCUGGUGCUGAUGUUACUUGCUCUACUAAUGCAUGUACAAGUUGCCCAACUGCUCCAACUGCUCCUGGUACCUUGACCUGGUAGAUUGGUUCAGUUCCUGGAUAAUGUGCUAUUAAUAGCUGUCCUGCAGCAGGUACUUCAUCAGGAAUUACUGGUGCUUCUGAUCUCUUCUGCAAAUCUUGUCCUGGUACUCCUAAUGGCUAAGUUCAAGCUAUCUAUGCUAAUUUUGCAUAAAAUGCUUGUGUUGCUGCAAGUGCAAGUUGUAGUAAUACAAGAACUCCUAAUACAUGGAAUAAUGCAGAUUGCCUUAUUUGUCAUGGAACUAGCGCCAAAUAUGCUAAGGGGGAUGGUUCUGAUUGCUAAGCAACUCCACCUGGUGCUGAUGUUACUUGCUCUACUAAUGCAUGUACAAGUUGCCCAACUGCUCCAACUGCUCCUGGUACCUUGACCUGGUAGAUUGGUUCAGUUCCUGGAUAAUGUGCUAUUAAUAGCUGUCCUGCAGCAGGUACUUCAUCAGGAAUUACUGGUGCUUCUGAUCUCUUCUGCAAAUCUUGUCCUGGUACUCCUAAUGGCUAAGUUCAAGCUAUCUAUGCUAAUUUUGCAUAAAAUGCUUGUGUUGCUGCAAGUGCAAGUUGUAGUAAUACAAGAACUCCUAAUACAUGGAAUAAUGCAGAUUGCCUUAUUUGUCAUGGAACUAGCGCCAAAUAUGCUAAGGGGGAUGGAUCUGAUUGCUAAGCAACUCCACCUGGUGCUGAUGUUACUUGCUCUACUAAUGCAUGUACAAGUUGCCCAACUGCUCCAACUGCUCCUGGUACCUUGACCUG
This is a messenger RNA of Tetrahymena thermophila SB210, 1155 nucleotides long. RefSeq lists its product as hypothetical. Lineage: Eukaryota; Ciliophora; Oligohymenophorea; Hymenostomatida; Tetrahymenidae. The record is from RefSeq and is a predicted model, not a curated record. The transcript has a single exon. The annotation marks the transcript as partial.